Phycomyces blakesleeanus NRRL 1555(-) is the source of this 1386-nucleotide messenger RNA. RefSeq lists its product as hypothetical. The record is from RefSeq and is a predicted model, not a curated record. Gene Ontology annotation, molecular function: carbohydrate:proton symporter activity. NCBI's taxonomy places the organism in Eukaryota, Fungi, Mucoromycota, Mucoromycetes, Mucorales, Phycomycetaceae. Gene Ontology annotation, biological process: carbohydrate transport; transmembrane transport. Gene Ontology annotation, cellular component: membrane. The transcript has 2 exons. The annotation marks the transcript as partial.
UCUGUCUACUUAUCUGCCUUAGUAGCAGCUUUCGGUGGAUUUGUAUGUGGAUUUGACACAGGUGCAAUAUCGGGUAUUAUGGCCAUCCCAGUCUUCAAAACAUACUUCUUUACACCUACAAAUAUGGUGUACUUUCAGGGGUUUAUUCUAGCUCUUUUCCUGAUGACAGCCGCUAUAGGAUCUCUUUUAUCUGGAUUUUGUUGUGAUCGCUUCAGUCGAAAAUACUCCAUAAUUGCUUCUGCUGCUAUAUUUUGCGCUGGAAUCUUUUUUCAAAUUCUCGGACAAGACGUUACUAUUCUUUUAAUUGGCCGGGCUAUAGGUGGAUUUGGCGCCGGAUUAAUGAGUAAUGCGAUCGCACUCUAUCACUCUGAAAUCGCUCCCCCUGAUAUUCGUGGUCGUCUUAUUAGUUUCUUUACCCUCAUGAGUUUACUUGGCCAGGUGGCUGGUUACUUUUUUACUUUCUAUACCAGUCAUUGGACAUCAAACUGGUCCUGGAGAGCACCAUGGAUGUUUCAAAUAACUGUAUGUGCAUCAUGCGCCAUUCUUUUAAAUGUCCUACCAUUCUCACCACGAUGGCUUAUUGAUCAUGGCUAUUCUGAAGACGCCCUUUUGGUUCUAGCUGAACUCCAUAGUACUGAUGUCGACGAUAUAGCCGUCCAAAAAGAAUACGAGGGGAUUAAGUCUGAAAUUGAAUUCGAACAAUCACUAGGACACCGUACCUACUCAGAGCUCUUUCACGGAAGCAAUCGCAAACGCACAUUUAUUUCAUUUUUCAUUACUAUAUCUACUUCUUUUACCGGGAGUGUGGCUAUUUGGUACUAUGCUCCACAGAUCUUCAUGGAUGCCGGUAUGACCGAUGUCUCUAGCUCAAUUGCUGCUACUGGUGGUACGGGCAUUCUUUCUUUCUUUGCCACUGCUGUUUCUCUCCGGUGGUUUGUUGAUGACUGGGGGAGGAAGCCUAUUUUCUUGUCUGGAUCUGUAUUAAUGGGCGUCAGUAUGUUUGUGAUCGGCACAAUGUUUUCACAAUACACCGUCCUCGACACUAAUACAGGGAAAGUUAUCGUCACAAAUACAUGCGCUCGCGGGACCAUCAUAGCAUUCAUUUAUAUUUUUACGGCGACCUUCUCAUCUACAUACGGUAUUGCAACAUUUGUUUAUCCUGCAGAAAUUUUCAACAUGCGUACACGAGCCAAAGGACUUGCCUUGUCUUACAGUCUUAACUGGGUCUUCUCGAUACUAAUAGCGUAUUCCGUUCCGCUAUUUAUCACAUAUACUGUUUCCGGUCUUUACUUUUUCUUCGGAACUUGCUGCAUAAUAUGUUUUAUUGGCUGCUGCUUUAUCCCAGAAACUAAAGGCCGUACUCUCGAGGAGAUGGAAAUCCUUUUU